Papilio polytes (common Mormon) is the source of this 472-nucleotide messenger RNA. RefSeq names its product transmembrane protein 258 (gene kud). The record is from RefSeq and is a predicted model, not a curated record. Gene Ontology annotation, biological process: protein N-linked glycosylation. The transcript has 2 exons. Gene Ontology annotation, cellular component: membrane-bounded organelle. Lineage: Eukaryota; Metazoa; Arthropoda; Insecta; Lepidoptera; Papilionidae. Bases 106 to 351 code for a protein of 81 amino acids.
AAACUUAUCAAACGAAUGACGUAUCCUGAUUUCUUGUGACGUUAUUGACUAGCCGGUAGUGCUAAGUUUUGUUUUUACAAAUAACUUUAAUUAGAAAUCUUCAUAAUGACCUUGGAAAUAGAGUCAAUGGUACGAUACACGUCGCCGAUAAACCCGGGCGUGUUUCCACACCUCACUAUAUUAUUGCUCGGUAUCGGCAUUUUCUUCAUGGCAUGGUUCUUCGUAUAUGAAGUAACAAGCACCAAAUCAACCAGAGAUCUCUUCAAGGAACUCUUGCUGUCACUCGUCGCGUCUUUAUUUUCCGGCUUCGGUGUGCUGUUUCUCCUGUUAUGGGUUGGCAUUUACGUGUGACAAAACAUAGUUCAUAAGUAUGGUAUCUAUUUCUUGAAAAUGUUGAUUCAGUUAUGAUUAAUGAAAGCGAUUUCUUGUUUAAAUUAAGAAAAAAUUAGAUAUAUAUAAUUUCAUAACUUUA